AUGGCCACACUUCUGCAUCAUUUCCAGUCGUGGAUGCAGAGGUCCAUUACCGAGACAGAAGAGCGCCUGGAGCGGAAAAUGGUCCAGUAUACAGAGCAGAAGAUCGCUGAGGAGAGGAGGAGCAGCUUCUGGGACAAUCAAGUUCCAUCCCAGGCUCCGGCUGAAGGAGUAGCCUUGCCAAUUAACCUUGCUGGGUUGACUAAUGCUGAGUUGAGGGCAUCUCUGGCCCAGAUGGCACAGGACAUCACUAUGCAGGCUAAGGCCAUGAUUGACCAAGUCAAGGCAAAAUGUUCAGAGGGAGAACCCCCCAGUAUGCCACUUCUUGUGUCUAACAGCAGAGACGAGAUGAGUAGAUUCUUGACAUGGAUUGAUGAGGAUCUUGAGGAGGAGUGUAGGGAAUCUAUGCUUCAUGAUAGCAUGGACCUUUCCAGGCUUAUGGUCCAUGUCCAGCAAGUGGAGGAAAGCAGAAACAGCAAGCACACUAGGGUAGGGAAAAGGUCAAGGCAAGCCGAGGAGAAUUUUUCAAGGAAGAAUGAUGAUGAUGAUGAUAAUGAGGAGGAGGAGGGGGAGGAUGAUGACGAGGAUGACGAUGAGGAUGAUGAUGAUGACGAUGACGAUGAUGACUGA
Molecule: messenger RNA, 627 nt
Organism: Solanum pennellii
Lineage: Eukaryota; Viridiplantae; Streptophyta; Magnoliopsida; Solanales; Solanaceae
Product: pheromone-processing carboxypeptidase KEX1-like
Exons: 4
Coding region: 1-627 (208 amino acids)
Source: RefSeq, a predicted model, not a curated record